CCCAGCGUCACGCGACUUCCGCUGUUGUAACAAUACAAAGGUCCGAAACAGUUCGUGUUACAUACAUUUAGAAUUUCAGAAAUUAGGUACAAAAAUACUACUUGAUCUCUUAGUCUUAUGAGGUAUUAUUUUAACGCACAUAGUGAUAAUGUAUAGAUUGUGUAAAGCCAAUCUAAUUACAGUUAGGCAUAGACCUACACAACUUUCAGUUUCACAGGUUGACUUUAGUACUACGGUUACAAAACUAUUCAACGACAAAAUUAACGUUUUAGAAGUAAACCAAGACUGUCAAUGUAAUACAGCCUUUCAAAAAGAGCCUUUAGAUGGUGGACCUGACCUACAUGAUUUUAUAGCAGGAGUUGUUCCAAGGGGAUCUACAUAUACAGAUUACAAAGAAAAGCUGAAACGAGAAAAAGGUGAAUCAACAAGGUUGAAACUACCUCCUUGGCUGAAAACACGGAUACCAGUUGGUAGAAAUUAUGAUAACUUAAAAUUAACAUUGAGAACUCUUGGGCUUAACACUGUAUGUGAGGAAGCACGUUGUCCCAACAUUGGGGAGUGUUGGGGUGGAGGUGAUCAAGGUAUUGCUACAGCAACUAUCAUGUUGAUGGGUGAUACAUGUACCCGUGGUUGUCGGUUUUGCUCUGUGAAGACAUCAAAAAAUCUCCCUCCACUUGAUAAGAAGGAACCUGAGAAUACUGCAAAGGCAGUUGUAGCUUUUGGUCUGGACUAUGUGGUACUAACAUCUGUUGAUAGAGAUG
This is a messenger RNA of Limulus polyphemus (Atlantic horseshoe crab), 761 nucleotides long. RefSeq names its product lipoyl synthase, mitochondrial-like. NCBI's taxonomy places the organism in Eukaryota, Metazoa, Arthropoda, Merostomata, Xiphosura, Limulidae. The annotation marks the transcript as partial. Gene Ontology annotation, biological process: lipoate biosynthetic process. Gene Ontology annotation, molecular function: 4 iron, 4 sulfur cluster binding; lipoate synthase activity. The transcript is spliced from 5 exons. The record is from RefSeq and is a predicted model, not a curated record. Gene Ontology annotation, cellular component: mitochondrion.